AUGGCGCUCCAGCCUCGCUACACGUGUGAGCUACGCCUGACCCAGGUGCUUGGGCACGGCGCAGGAGCCCAGCGGUUUCUUCUGCGCGGCGACCGCGGGCGAGCGGCCUUGGGGUGCUCCGCAGCUCGAGGCUUGGACCUUUAUUGGACUUUGCCACUUGGGAGGGAAUUUAAGACCUCUUUUUUUUUUUUUUCCUUUUACCAGGCUGACUUUGAUAGUGCUGCAGAAGAUGUAAGAAAAUUAAAAACAAGGCCGACUGAUGAUGAACUGAAGGAGCUGUAUGGAUUCUACAAACAGGCGACUGUUGGAGACAUUAAUAUUGAAUGUCCAGGAAUGCUAGAUUUGAAAGGCAAAGCCAAAUGGGAAGCAUGGAACCUGAAAAAAGGUUUAUCAAAGGAGGAUGCCAUGAAUGCCUAUAUUUCUCAAGCAAAAGCAAUGGUAGAGAAAUAUGGGAUCUAAAAUACUCAAAAUAAUUCCCUCUAAUAACUAACUUUUCAGUAGCUAAUAAACUAACUUUUCUAGGAAAGUGCAAUACUAACUCUAUAUUGUGUAGCCUGACACUAAAAAUCUUUGAAGCAUGAGCUGUUUGGCCCUAAAGAGCAUUUACAUGCAUGCUGUAUUUUAGACUAUAACUGUACUUAUUCUAAAUAAAUUUGUACCUAUUCA
This is a messenger RNA of Tinamus guttatus (white-throated tinamou), 666 nucleotides long. NCBI's taxonomy places the organism in Eukaryota, Metazoa, Chordata, Aves, Tinamiformes, Tinamidae. The record is from RefSeq and is a predicted model, not a curated record.